CAAAAAUCUACGUUAUUUGACCAUUGAAAGAAAAAUAAAAACAAGAUUGAUUUGUAUGUAUAUAGUUUAAUCGCUGACAUUUUGGCGCCUUUUUCAGACUCCUAAAUAAAAACCCGCAUAUUUGUACAGAACACAGAUCCUUCAAACCUUCAAAUUUCCCGCAAUUCUCUGAUGACGUUAAGACUUCUGAAUGGCUGACGGCUCCAAUGGCAGUUAAAGGGCUAGCACGAGCUUCACUCUGAUUGGCCGGACCAGAUCGAGCGCCAAGAACGAAAUAAAAAGGAGCAGCUGGAGCAGAUUCAGACACUCUUUUCCCUCCAGUGUACAGGCUUCGCAUCUUCCUUUUUAUUUUCCUUGUCUAUCUUCUUGUUUUUACCUCGCUUUGUACUUGAUUUUAUUUGCUUUAAACGUAACAAUGAUGUCUACUCGCUCUCCCCUCAAAUCCAAGAAUGAGAAUGGCGUUUCCGUUAAGUUGGGCAGCAUGUCUCUGGGAGAUAAAGAAAACACGCCACCAAGUUUGAACUCGACCCGAAUUCUGGCCUCCAAAACCGCGCGGAAAAUCUUUGAGGACUCUGAGAAGCCAAAGGUCAACAAAGGAGGUGUUGAGGAAGAGCCUCUUCUGAAGGAAAAUCCACGUCGCUUUGUCAUCUUCCCCAUUCAGUACCAUGACAUCUGGCAGAUGUACAAGAAGGCAGAGGCCUCUUUUUGGACCGCUGAAGAGGUUGACCUCUCCAAAGACCUCCAGCAUUGGGAGUCCUUAAAAGAUGAAGAACGAUAUUUCAUUUCUCAUGUGUUGGCGUUCUUUGCUGCAAGUGAUGGCAUUGUCAAUGAAAAUCUAGUGGAGCGCUUCACUCAGGAGGUCCAAGUGACGGAGGCACGCUGUUUUUAUGGCUUCCAGAUUGCUAUGGAAAACAUUCACUCUGAGAUGUACAGUCUGCUUAUUGACACGUACAUCAAGGAUUCCAAAGAGAGGGACUACCUCUUCAAUGCAAUUGAGACUCUUCCUUGUGUGAAGAAGAAGGCUGACUGGGCCCUGAACUGGAUUGGCAACAAAGAUGCACAAUAUGGUGAGCGAGUGGUGGCCUUUGCUGCUGUGGAGGGAAUCUUCUUCUCUGGCUCUUUUGCUGCAAUUUUCUGGCUUAAGAAGAGGGGUCUGAUGCCAGGCCUUACCUUCUCCAAUGAACUAAUCAGCAGAGAUGAGGGGCUUCACUGUGACUUUGCCUGUUUAAUGUUCAAGCACUUGGUGAACAAGCCUUCAGAAGCAACUGUCAAGAAAAUCAUUGUGAAUGCAGUUCAGAUUGAGCAGGAGUUCCUGACCCAGGCUCUACCGGUUAAACUGAUUGGCAUGAACUGUGACUUAAUGAAGCAGUACAUUGAAUUUGUGGCCGACAGGCUUAUGUUGGAGCUGGGCUUCAGCAAGAUAUAUAAAGUAGAGAAUCCAUUUGAUUUCAUGGAAAACAUUUCCUUGGAAGGCAAGACAAACUUUUUUGAGAAAAGAGUAGGAGAAUACCAGCGCAUGGGAGUCAUGUCAGGACCCACAGACAACACCUUCCGGCUUGAUGCUGACUUCUAAGCUAUGUUUUGAGUGAAUGGACGUUAUGAACAUUAACACUUGAAGAGGUCAUUGAACUUUAAAUGACUUCCAUAUUUUACUUGCACCAUUUUCUCAGUGGGACUAAGAAAUGCUGCAACAACUUUUGUACAUUGCUGUAUGAUUUUGUUUGUUAUAACAAAUGCAGUUUAGCACAGGUUUUUUUUAUUUUUAUUUUUUUUUUAUUUUAUAAAUUGUGCAGUUGGGGAAAGGGUUUAUUUAUAGCUUGCACAAACGCCAUAUUUACUGCUUUUGAUGUACAAACUGCUUAUGAAUUUCCUUUAAACCCAGUCCUGUUCCCUUACCCAACUGUUUCUGUUAAAUGUAAAUAAAAUUCUAAUUUUA
Molecule: messenger RNA, 1936 nt
Organism: Clarias gariepinus (North African catfish)
Lineage: Eukaryota; Metazoa; Chordata; Actinopteri; Siluriformes; Clariidae
Product: ribonucleoside-diphosphate reductase subunit M2
Exons: 10
Coding region: 416-1573 (385 amino acids)
Biological process (GO): deoxyribonucleotide biosynthetic process
Cellular component (GO): cytosol
Molecular function (GO): ribonucleoside-diphosphate reductase activity, thioredoxin disulfide as acceptor
Source: RefSeq, a predicted model, not a curated record